UGCGCGCGCGGGCGCGUCUGUGUGUGUGUGUGUGUGAGUGUGUCGGUAAGCCGGUGGGAGAGGAGAGGAGGACCAGUGACUGAGGCAGAGGAGAGACAGGCGCAAAAAAAAAAAAACACAGACGCAAGAGGCACGGCGCUGAACGGGACUGCGCGUGAACACACCGACGCACCGGGACGGAGGACACAGAGACGCGCGCCGUGCGUCGCUCCGAUAAAGAUUGAAGAAAACCAAAGAAGAAGAACGCAGAGGACCAGCAGCAGGAGGAGGAGGAGAGAGGGAAUUUGAGUCCCUGUGUUGUGCACGUGUCCACAGGCGGUGUGACCCGAUCGGAGAGGCGGGGCGUUGCUGUAUUGACCUUCACGUCGCACAGCGAUGAUGGAGAGGAGCGGGAUGGACGCAGCGCUGCUGGGGCUGUUCCUGGCGCACCUCGCCACAGCGCUGGAGGUGCCGCUCGACCUGCCGCAGCCACCGACCAUAACUCACCAAUCCCCCAAGGAUUACAUCAUCGACCCACGGGAGAACAUUGUAAUCCACUGCGAGGCGAAGGGCAGGCCUCACCCCAGUUUCUCCUGGACCAGAAAUGGGACCCACUUUGACAUCGACGAAGACCCCAACGUGAGCAUGAAGCCCAACUCCGGCACCCUGGUGGUGGACAUCAGCAGGGCGAAGGCCGAGCAUUACGAGUUUGUGUACCAGUGCACGGCGAGGAACAAACACGGAACUGCCGUUUCCAACAACAUAGUCGUCCGACAGUCCAGGUCCCCCUUGUGGUCGAAGGAGAAAGCCGAUCAGAUCGUCAUUUCGGAGGGCAGGUCUCUGGUGCUGCGGUGUCGCCCUCCGGCCGGCCUGCCUCCUCCCAUCAUAUUCUGGAUGGACAAUUACUUCCAGAGGUUGCCUCAGAGCGCCAGGGUGUCGCAGUCCCUGAACGGGGACCUGUACUUCUCCAACGUGCUCCAGGAGGACUCCAGGAACGACUACAUCUGCUACGCCCGCUUCCCGUACACCCAGACCAUCCAGCAGAAACAACCCAUCAUCGUCAAGGUCCUCGACCUGGAUGCAAUCAAUGACACAAUGGCAGCUUUUUACAAUGACACUGAUUUAUUUAGUGACGAGCCGGCAGACGAGAGGAAGCCGAGCUUCCUCAUCCCGUCCGGCCCCUCCAGCUCCAUGACCGUUCUGAGGGGACAGGUGCUGGAGAUGGAGUGCAUCGCCGAUGGACUGCCCACUCCGGAAAUAUCUUGGGCCAAAGUGAGCGGCGACCUCCCGACCAAGCGCACGUCCUUCCUGCACUACGAGAAGACGCUGCGGAUCGCCGACGUGUCGGAGUCGGACGCGGGAGAGUACCGCUGCACCGCCAGGAACCCGCUGGGCUCGGUGCACCACACCAUCCGCGUCACGGUCAAAGCUGCUCCGUACUGGAUCAGCGGCGCCCCCAGGAACCUGGUCCUGGCUCCGGGAGAGAGCAGCGUGCUGACCUGCAGGGCCAGCGGCACGCCCAAGCCCUCCGUGUCCUGGGCCAUGAACGGCAUCCCCAUCGAGAAUUCCCCCAAGGAUCUCAGCAGAACGGUGGAGGACGACACCAUCAUCUUCACCGAUGUGCAGGCCGGGUCCAGCGCCGUCUACCAGUGCAACGUCUCCAACGACUACGGUUACCUGCUGUCCAACGCCUUCGUCAACGUCCUCUCGGAGCCGCCCAGAGUGCUGACGCCAAACAACAAAGUCUACCAGGUCAUCAGAAACCGGCAGGCCUCCAUGGACUGCGCCUCCUUCGGGUCGCCCCUCCCCAAAAUCACAUGGUUCAAAGACAGUCGCUCCAGUACCCUGGACGGAGACCCUUACGUCCUGCACGACAACGGGACGCUAGAGAUCCGCGCGGCCCAGGCGCACAAUAGCGGCAAAUACACGUGCGUGGCCAGGAACAGCCUCGGGAUCCUCGAGAACCACGUCUACCUGGAGGUCAAAGAGCCCACCCGCAUCCUGAAGCAGCCGGAGUACAAAGUGGUGAAGCUGGGCAGGUCGGCCGUGUUUGAGUGUAAGGUGAAGCAUGACCCCUCGCUCGUCCCCACCAUGACCUGGCUCAAGGACGACGGGGAGCUGCCUGACGACGAGAGAUUAAUCGUGGACUCCGACACCCUCACCAUCAACGACGUGGGCGAGAGCGACGCAGGGGUUUACACCUGCAUCAUGAACACCACUCUGGACCACGACUCGGCCAGCGCCGAGCUCACCGUCGUCGAGGCCACAACACCAGCUGUUGUCUACGAGCGACCCGACCCCCCUACUGACCUGGAGCUGACGGACCUGAAAAAGAGGAGUGUCCAGCUCACUUGGAUCCCAGGGGAUGAACAUAACAGUCCAAUUCAUAAAUUUCUGAUCCAGUACGAAGAUUCCCUGCACCACCGAGGCCACUGGCAUAAUCUCACCGAGGUCCCCGGCAGCAGGACGACAGCUCACCUCAAGCUGUCCCCCUACAUCCACUACACCUUCAGAGUGCUGGCCCUCAACGCUGUGGACUUCAGCCGCCCCAGCUUCCCCUCCAGAACGGUUGAGACAGAACCUGCAGCUCCGGACAAGAACCCGACAGGUGUACAGGGAUUUGGAACAGAACAUGAUAAUCUUGUCAUCUCAUGGAAGCCGCUGUCGGGCCUGCACCACAACGGCCCCGGGCUCCACUAUAAAGUCAUGUGGAGGCAGGAGGUGGUGGACAGCGACUGGACCACAGUGACGGUGGCCAACAACUCCAAGUUUGUUGUGUCCGGAACGCCGACGUUCGUUCCUUACGAGCUAAAGGUCCAGGCAGUGAACGACCUCGGAGCCGGGCCCGAGCCCGCUGUCGCCCACGGCUACUCCGGCGAGGACUUGCCGGUCGCCGCUCCAGGCAACGUGCAGGCCGUGUUGCUGAACAGCACCCUGGCAGAGUUACACUGGGAUCCUGUUCCCGCUAAAUUGAUACGAGGACACCUCAAAGGAUAUAAGGUGUACUACUGGAAAGAGCACAGCCUCCACAAGCACAAUCCCCACCUCGUGAAGAGCCAGAUCCUGACCUUCAGCGGGGACCACACACACAGAAGGCUGCCCGGCCUGCACCCCUUCAGUCUCUACUUGUUCAAUGUCAGGGUCUAUAACGGCAAGGGGGAGGGCCCCCCCAGCCCCAACCAGCAGAUCGUGACACCUGAAGGAGUGCCGGGUGCUCCUUCUUCUCUGCUGGUCACCAACCCAAACCUGGACUCUCUGACCCUCGAAUGGAGUCCUCCUCAUGAGCGUAACGGACACAUCACUGGCUACACCCUCAGAUAUCAGUCAGUCAAUAACUCCAACGAGCUGGGCCCAGUGGAGGAGCUGGCCCUGCCGGCCAACGAGACCUCGCUCACUUUGCUCAACCUCAAGUACAGCACGCGCUACAGGUUUUAUUUGAAUGCGAUCACGGUCAGGGGAGCAGGCCCGGCCAUUUCUCAGGAAGCCGUCACCGUCAUGGAUGAAGCUCUAAUAUCACAGCAUGGCGCAGACGUGGGCGCAGGAAACACGCAAACCCCUCAUGCCAUUGCACCGUCUCCUCCACGCCGUCCGCCCCCCAAGGCGCGGACCGUGAAUCCUUUCGGGAACGUUAGCUCCUCGUUUGGCGAGGACGGGACCCUGAUCAGUUGGGAUUACUGGGGCCCCGAGCAAAACGUUUACGUAGAAUACAUAGUGCAAAACAGUGAAGGGGAAGAGGAGUGGCAGAAAGAGCCGGUGAACGGCACUCAGAAUGUUAUGCUGAAGGGCUUAAAGGGGGGCCUCUCCUAUAGGGUGCGUUUGGUGGCCAAAGGUCACCACGACCAGCCGCUCCACCGCUCCGAUGAGCUAUUGGUCUCGGUCCCAGCUGUGGCGAGCCGACAGGUGGACAUUGCCACUCAGGGAUGGUUCAUCGGCCUGAUGUGUGCCAUCGCUCUGCUCAUCCUGAUCCUCCUCAUUAUCUGCUUCAUCCAGAGGAAUAAGGGAGGAAAGUACCCUGUCAAAGAGAAGGAGGACGCACACACAGACCCAGAGUUCCAGCCAAUGAAAGACGACGACUGUACUUUUGGGGAAUACAGUGACAAUGAGGACCAUAAACCGUUAAAAGGGAGCCGCACGCCGUCUAAUGGGACAGUUAAGAGGGACGACAGUGACGACAGUUUAGUUGACUACGGGGAAGGAGGAGACGGACAGUUCAACGAGGACGGCUCGUUUAUCGGCCAGUAUAGCGGAAAGAGCGCCAGCAGGGGGACCGCCGAGGGCCACGAGAGCUCCGAGGCCCCGUCCCCUAUUAAUACCAUGAACUCCCUCAACUCGUUCGUGUAGCCAGUCGGUGUGAGGGGGGGGUGCGCACGGACGCAAAACCGCUGCAUGGCCUUUACCGACCUCCCUCCCCCUGCGGCGAAACCACCAAAUACACACGAGUCAUGGAAGGCAUUUAGGUUUUCACUGGUGGAGGCUUCACGGAGGGGCUUGGAGACCUGUGGCUCUUUAUGUACCCUACGCAGCAUUUAGGAACCAAGUAGCUCAACCAAGGCAUUUCAUUUAAACAGCGCCAUGCAUGAAACACCUGAUAUGACCCAAAUCCACAUUUAAAUGAACAGCUUGAUGGUUACAAUUGAAUCCUUCUUACAGGAAACCUCUUAUGGACUCUGCAGUGCUCGGCUAAAUUAUAUUGAAUUCUGUCAUUGGUUAUUAUAUUAUCUACUAUGUUCAAAUAGUAAUCAAAGUCUAAAGUAUAUGACUUUUCCAACCUGGUUUUAUUUCUUUUCUUUUCUUUUCAACAAAGAAGCUCGGAUUGGAAUCUGUAUCAAAUGAAGUAAUUUCCUUCAUGUAAUUUAAUCAGUGCACAAGGCUGAUGUACACUGUCUGUGUGCAUAUAUAUAUAUAUAUGAUAUAUAUACAUAUAUAACAUCUGUAAACUGAAUAUUGGGAGCAGUGCACAAGCCAUGUGUGAGCGGUGCGUCCUCAUUUGUCCCCACUGUGUUGAACGAUGGAACUGCACCUAACAAAGGAGGACGCUGAAAUGCUGCAUGGCGUGCUACGGUCACGUGACCUCGUGACCUUUGCCCUGCAUGCAACCUCUUCCUAUCGAGCUUGAUCUGGCCAAUGGGAAAUGCCGAGGUCGGCGCCCGCAGUCCUCCUUCAGCGGGAAGUGCCUUUUCUCCGAAGCAUCCAUUCAGUUGGGGAGUCUCUUCCACCGGAGCUCAGUGAUGGGAACGGAGCCACAUCCAAGCGAGGAUAAGAUAAGCUUGAGAAGAGGACUCUGCGGAGGGAGGAAUAAUUACUAUACUCUUGUUAUCUCUUUUUUCUUUUUUUUUGUAAAGAUGUCGCAAUGCCUUGAGACACAGGACUGGCUUUGAUUCCUCAAAGAAAGCCAAACGCACCUAAAUCGGAUCCGACUCAAACAUGGUUAAAAGCACUGUCUGCUGCAUUAACGAGGUCUACAGUCGUCUGGUUCAGAACGUGAUUGUAUUCCUGCAGUGUACGAAUGUAUGGAUUUCUGAGUGGGCAGGUGUUUGUGUGCGAAUACUACACAUGAUUCAGUUCACUUGUACUAACUACACUUCAGGGCCUUUGGAUGGAAUCAAGACUUCUUUUCUCUUAACUUGCAUCAAGUUUUUUUUAAUUUUUUUUUUUAUGAGGUGUAGAAUAUCUGUUGAAUUUGUAAAUACCUUAAUUGAUUGUACAGGUACAAGCAGCUUUGAGGGCAGCCUAAGAGGCGAUAUUGUGCAUGAAAUGGUUUAACUUGUUGAUAGGACUGUAUUAAAUAUAGAGUACUUGUAGGAUAUAUACUGUAUAUAUAUGCUUUUUUUGCUGUGUACAUUGUAUUGUAACUAACUGGACAGAAAAUUGAAUAUACAUAUUGAUUGUUUUCUGAUUUGCUUGUCAGCGAGUUUAUGACUUUGGUAUUGUACAAGGUGUAGUAUUUAGCCACAAUAUUAAUUGACCCACAGAACUAUAUUAUUCUGAUUCAAAUUGGUUUGAUGCAGUCCAAGUUUACUGCUAAAUCGAUGCCCUUUUCUGACAGUAUUGCAAAUUGGUUUUGUAUUUAAGAAACAGAUUUCUACUAACGGAUACUUUCUUUGUCUUUAUUUAAGUUUCUCCUUAUUAGUGCAAGUAUGAAUUUCAAGUUACUGGAAAUAUAAUGAAUGAAUAAAUAAUUAUGCGAUUGAA
This is a messenger RNA of Pungitius pungitius (ninespine stickleback), 6171 nucleotides long. Its product is annotated as neuronal cell adhesion molecule-like. The coding region runs from base 376 to 4320 and encodes 1314 amino acids. Gene Ontology annotation, molecular function: cell-cell adhesion mediator activity. Gene Ontology annotation, biological process: brain development; cell-cell adhesion; axon guidance. The transcript is spliced from 32 exons. Lineage: Eukaryota; Metazoa; Chordata; Actinopteri; Perciformes; Gasterosteidae. Gene Ontology annotation, cellular component: plasma membrane; axon. The record is from RefSeq and is a predicted model, not a curated record.